Messenger RNA from Fukomys damarensis (Damara mole-rat), 909 nucleotides. Its product is annotated as vomeronasal type-1 receptor 3-like. Gene Ontology annotation, molecular function: pheromone receptor activity. NCBI's taxonomy places the organism in Eukaryota, Metazoa, Chordata, Mammalia, Rodentia, Bathyergidae. Gene Ontology annotation, cellular component: membrane. Gene Ontology annotation, biological process: G protein-coupled receptor signaling pathway. The record is from RefSeq and is a predicted model, not a curated record.
AUGGCUUUGAACUUUGCUAAGAGAGUAAUUAUCUUCAUUCUAAGUGGACUUGGCAUCAUACGGAACAUCUUUGUUUUUAUGAAUUAUAUGUGCUUUAUUAGAGACACUAAAAAGAAAUUUAUGCAUCUUAUUCUCAUUCAUUUGGUUUUCACAAAUAUCAUCCUACUUCUUUCCAAAGGAAUUCCAACAACAAUAGCAACUUUUGGGUUAAGAAACUUCCUAGAUGACAACACAGGCUGUAAGAUUGUGGUUUAUUUGGAGAGGAUUUCCCGGGGCCUGUCCAUCUGUACCAGCGCUCUCCUCACCGUGGUCCAGGCCAGCACCAUCAGUCCCAGGCACUCCAGGUGGAGGAGGCUCGAGCCCAGGACUGUCUGGCAUGUGCUUCCCCUGCUUCUCUCCUUUUGGGGGCUCAAUUCCAUGGUAAGCAUCAAUUUACUCUAUAUUGUCACAAGUACCUACAGGAACUCAUCACACAGCAGUGAAAAUGACAACUAUUGUGAUUUUCUACCCCAAAGUCCGAAAAUUAACUGGAUUUUCCUCAGUCUCCUGGCCCUGAGAGACACUGUGUUUCAGGGCAUCAUGGGUGGGGCCAGUGGCUACAUGGUAUUUCUUCUCCACAAGCACCAUCAGCGGGUUCUCCACCUGCAGAGCUCCAGGUUUGUCUACAAAACUCCCCCUGAGAUCAAAGCUGCUCAGAGUGUUCUCCUGCUGAUGCUCUGUUUUCUUACCUUUUAUUGGGCAGAUUGUGUCACAUCUUUGUAUUUACAUUUCUUCUCCAAGACUGACUCUGUAACAAUAAAUCUUCAGGAAUUUCUGACCAUUGGUUAUGCAGUUCUCAGCCCUUUUGUGCUGAUUCACAGGGACGGAACCUGGCUGAAUGCUGGCAUGCUCUGGCAGGUAGAAAGAUGA